Molecule: messenger RNA, 435 nt
Organism: Schistocerca piceifrons (Central American locust)
Lineage: Eukaryota; Metazoa; Arthropoda; Insecta; Orthoptera; Acrididae
Product: histone chaperone asf1-like
Exons: 1
Coding region: 1-435 (144 amino acids)
Biological process (GO): DNA replication-dependent chromatin assembly
Cellular component (GO): nucleus
Molecular function (GO): histone binding
Source: RefSeq, a predicted model, not a curated record
AUGUUUGUAUUCCAAGCAGAACCUCCAGAUCCUAAAAAAAUACCAGUGGCAGAUGUUGUUGGUGUCACUGUUGUGUUGCUCACAUGUUCAUAUAGGGGCCAGGAAUUCAUCCGUGUUGGUUACUACGUAAAUAACGAUUACACGGUCCCUGAGCUGCAGGCCCAGCCACCAGCAACACCACAGUUCGACAAACUGCAACGCAAUAUUCUCGCAACAAAUCCUAGAGUAACUCGUUUCAAGGUUGACUGGGAUGACAACCCCAGUAGAGCAACAAGUAAUGGAGGUGGUGAGAAUGGUACUGCUGUUAUGGAAAGUGGAAGUACUACAAAUGGCAUGCGCUCAUCCCUUGAGGCAACUAUGACAGCAAAUAGUUUGGAUGGUGGACCUAUAAGGGCUAGUAUAUUAGCUUCUGGAGAGACAAGUAUGGAGAUGUAG